AUGUCCGCCGAAAUAAUCCACCCUCCCAGCACCGAGAGCUUCCCCUUUCCCGACACCGCACCAUCCAGCUCUCUCGCCUCGUUGCCUACCAUUGCGCUGACCCCGGGAUUCUUCUCGCUACCUUCGCUCGCAAACGAAUCCUGGCCACCAUCAAACGGCCUCCCAACACCUCCUCCUCUGCCUUCAUGGGCCGUCAAACCCGACCCGGACGAUCGGCAACUCUGCAUCGACCCAGUCCUUCAACCCGACUACCAUCUAAAGCAACAAUCCCAGAGGACCCAACGUCCCCGAAAAGCCUCCACCACCUCCUCCGCCUCCUCAGACAUCUCCUCCACCACGCACCCUCUAAACAGCAAACGCGAACAAUUCCUCGCCCGCAACCGCCUCGCAGCCAGCAAAUGUCGCCAAAAGAAGCGCAAACACAACAAAGAGCUCGAAAGCCAAUACGAGGCGGUCGCGCGACGAAAGAAGCAGCUCCAGACCGAAGCAGACUAUCUGCGAAGCCAGAUGUUACAGCUAAAAGAUGAAUUACUGCGCCAUUCUCAGUGCAACGAUUCCUCGAUUAAGGGACAUCUAGCGCAGAUGGUGAACCAGGUCACGAGGAAGAGUCCGACGUUUAUUGAUAUUAAUAGUCUGUUGACGACGGAGAGUAGUCCGUCGCAGCGGGAGGCGAGUGGGAAUAGUUCUACCACUACCCCUCCUCCUGGAGCUCCUGCUGGUAUCACAGCGGAUAGUCCGUUGCUGCAGGAGGUGUUGGAAAGAGAGCGUCGACAGUCCGAACGGUGGGGUCUUCCUUCUAGCUACGCAGGCAGUGGACCUGGACAGAGAGCGGAGGAUACUUUUGAUGAUUUGAUUAAUUUCGGUUGA
This is a messenger RNA of Aspergillus affinis, 867 nucleotides long. RefSeq names its product bZIP transcription factor. Gene Ontology annotation, biological process: regulation of transcription by RNA polymerase II. The record is from RefSeq and is a predicted model, not a curated record. Bases 1 to 867 code for a protein of 288 amino acids. NCBI's taxonomy places the organism in Eukaryota, Fungi, Ascomycota, Eurotiomycetes, Eurotiales, Aspergillaceae. The transcript has a single exon. Gene Ontology annotation, molecular function: RNA polymerase II cis-regulatory region sequence-specific DNA binding; DNA-binding transcription factor activity, RNA polymerase II-specific.